Phlebotomus papatasi is the source of this 1812-nucleotide messenger RNA. RefSeq lists its product as uncharacterized. Lineage: Eukaryota; Metazoa; Arthropoda; Insecta; Diptera; Psychodidae. The transcript is spliced from 3 exons. Bases 21 to 1688 code for a protein of 555 amino acids. The record is from RefSeq and is a predicted model, not a curated record.
UGUUCAAACCAUCCGGAAAGAUGCGCAUUUUGGUGAUAGGAUUAGUGAUAUCGGCUACGCUGGUGGCCCUAAUUAGAGCAGCACCGUCGGAAUUGUGCAAAGAAGUUGAAGAAAAUGAGCCAAAAUGCGAGGAGACUGAAUAUGAGAAGUACAUGAAGUGCUUGGAAGACCGUAAGGAACGACGAAAGAAGCGUCAGGCUGUCUGUCCGUUUCUGCAGCAACAACCACUACCAGUUAUGCCCGUUGCACUGUCGCAACAACAAGUACUUCCCAUUAACACCAACUGCGAUGACUACAGAGCAUGCGUAGCAGGAUGCCAGGGCAACUCAACAUGUAUACCGCUUUGUCCAGUCUGUCCAACCCAAACUGUUCCCAGUCAAACUGGUUCUGGUUGUCCGCUAGAGUACCACACUUGCGUCGGGAACUGUAAUUCUAACAUCGCUUGUCAGACUGACUGCAAACGAUUGUGCACUAACGAAUACCGUUCGGUGAUCAUUCACGGCAUGAAUGGAGAUGCUGAAAAUCGUAUUGAUACACCUCUCACUUCUGGAAGGAAUAUCACGACAGUAAUCAAACUGAAUAACUACAUUAAUAAUACAAACGUUGUCAACGUACCGACGAAUGUUAACGCAACUCAUGUAAAUAACAUUCAUAUCUAUACCAACUCUUCACGAUCUGGUGGUAAAUAUGGAUUAGGGUAUUCUCAGAAGGGUGAUUGUUGUCUCUCAGUACAGCCAAAAUCAUGCCAUGCUUCAUCUCAAGGCUACCGAUGCCACCAUAAGAGACGUCGAACAUGUGGUCAUCAAUGCAAAUCUAGAAUAAUUCAUGCUGUACCCCGAAAGAGAUGUUCUGUUACAGGAUCAUGCGAAGAAAGGGUUGCCUACGUGCCACAACCUAGACCAAGAUGUGUUCAUCAUAGGCAAUGGCCUUAUGUUACCUGCGGUGGACACAGAGAGUCCUUCUGUGAAGGGUGCUAUGAACACUACGGAUAUGGCUACGACAGUUACUACGGAGGACAUGGUCCAGAAUGUCAUGGUUGCUACGAUGAUGGUUUCGAAUAUGGUCCAAUGUAUCGUCGGGGUCCUGUUCUUAGACCGUACUACUACCACGAACCACCUUGUUUCCUAACUGGAACAUGCUACGAUGGUUAUGAUCUAGAAUGCGGUUACGGAUGUUAUGGGCACGAAUAUAUUGAUCCUGCGUGGGGAUUUGCACCUCACUACCCACAUCAUCAUCCCCACAGACCUCCACAUCAUAGGCCUCCGGUAUGGCAAGAUGAGGAACAAGAUGGUAUAUUUCCCGAUGCUGAAGAUGAAGGUUUUAUUACGGAUACGCUUAAUGACACUGUGAUCGAUGAGAAUGACUUUGAUAUUCCUGUACAGAAAUGCAAGGUUAUAGGAGAUGAUAACAAUGUUACAAUUAGAAACUGCACUGUUGAGGAUUUGAAUAACAAUCCUUAUGCAGCCAGACCUAUGUCAAAUUAUCCGUACUACUCUGAGGAGGACGAGGAUAGACUCUUCCAUCGCAGUCGAUAUGAUUACGAUCCCUACUACUAUCACUACGACCAUCAUUCCCCAAGACGAGCCCACUCGCAUCACGUCAGACAGAAAGAAAUGAAGAGUCCUGACAUUCCGUGGGAUGAUGAAGACAAUACUUCUGGUGAACCAGAAAAUGAUUAUGCUUAUUGAGUAUAUUUAGUAAGGAGAUGUGUUCAAAUUGAUUUUUAUCCCGAUAAGCUCAAUUUCUUUAUAACAUAAAAAAUUGUUCUCAAUGGUUUUUAAUGAAACAAUAAAGAAGACAGAAUUAAAUUGA